AAAUCUGUUAGAGCCAUGGAAACCGAAGGAAAGGUCCAGGAAAAAAUAUAUAAGGCAGAUGUUGUACGUUUUACCUUUGGCUGUAUGCAUACACAGGACACGAACAUUUUCCACGUGGUAAGAAGCGGGUUACAAGAAAAUCGUAAAGCUGCGCAGCUUCACUUCCCACCUCCCGCAACCAGACUACAUUUCCCAGAAUGCCGCGCGAAGUGCGCGAGACCCGAAAUGGCUCACAGCCACUUCCGGCGCAGAUGGCCCCGGAUAAUCAUGGCGACCCUCAGAGUGUCUGUGUCGCUGUGGGGCCUCCUGACAGGUAUUCGGAACACCGAGCGGGUCUCUUUCCCGGCCCGAACUCGGCUCCAUCUCGGCACCCUGCUCCAGCCGCUGCCCAGGCCCUGCGGGGCGGGGUUGCCAUGCCGUCGGCUUGCCUCUGAGGCGGAAUCUGGUAGCUCAGAGAUCAAGAAACCUACAUUUAUGGAUGAGGAAGUCCAAAACAUACUCAUCAAGAUGACAGGCUUGAAUCUGCAGAAGAUUUUUAAACCAGCUGUACAAGAACUGAAGCCACCAACCUAUAAGCUGAUGACCCAGGCACAGUUGGAAGAAGCUACAAGAAAGGCAGUUGAGGCAGCUAAAGUACAAUUAAAAAUGCCACCGGUUCUGGAAGAACGAGCGCCAAUAAAUGACGUGUUAGCUGAAGAUAAAAUUUUGGAAGGAACGGAAACAGCCAAAUAUGUGUUUACUGAUAUAUCGUAUAGCAUACCACACCGGGAGCGUUUUAUUGUCGUCAGAGAACCAAGUGGCACGCUACGGAAAGCCUCUUGGGAAGAACGGGACAGGAUGAUACAAGUUUAUUUCCCAAAAGAAGGUCGUAGGGUUUUGACACCAGUAAUUUUCAAGGAAGAAAAUCUUAAGACCAUGUACAGCCAGGACCGGCAUGUUGAUGUCCUCAAUCUCUGUGUUGCCCAGUUUGAGCCAGAUUCUGCUGAAUAUAUCAAAAUUCAUCAUCAGACUUAUGAAGAUAUAGAUAAACAUGGAAAGUAUGACCUUUUACGCUCAACAAGACACUUUGGUGGAAUGGCUUGGUAUUUCGUAAAUAAGAAAAAGAUUGAUGGUUUACUGAUUGACCAGAUUCAGAGAGAUUUACUGGAUGAUGCCACCAGCUUGGUCCAGCUGUAUCACAUGCUCCAUCCAGAUGGCCCGUCGGCUCAGGAGGCCAAGGAGCAGGCUGCUGAGGGAGUUCAUUUAAUUAAGGUCUUUGCAAAAACAGAAGCACAGAAGGGAGCAUAUAUAGAAUUAACACUACAAGCUUAUCAAGAAGCAUUCAUUAGCCAUUCUGCAGCUUCCUGAAAAUAUUUUUUUAAAUAAAUUUCUUUUUACUUAAAUUAUAA
Messenger RNA from Lynx canadensis (Canada lynx), 1388 nucleotides. It is a transcript of the gene MRPS22, whose product is annotated as mitochondrial ribosomal protein S22. Gene Ontology annotation, cellular component: mitochondrial small ribosomal subunit. Gene Ontology annotation, molecular function: structural constituent of ribosome. Lineage: Eukaryota; Metazoa; Chordata; Mammalia; Carnivora; Felidae. The record is from RefSeq and is a predicted model, not a curated record. The transcript is spliced from 8 exons. Bases 16 to 1347 code for a protein of 443 amino acids.